AUGGUAAGCAACGCUGAUGCAGCCAGAGAGCGCUUUAAAAUGACCACAUAUGAACAGAAUCCUGUUGGACAACCUGAGAGAGAAGCCCAAGAAAAGGUCUUUAUCAGCUUUGCUCUUAAGGUGAUCGCUUAUUCUACCUGCUUGUAGUUGGAUAAUUGUACCUCUUAAGAGCUCUAAUGUAAUGCCAUGCUACAAUGACACACUUAUAAUUUUCCAGUAAGGGUACAUCAAUAACAGUGUGGACUAUAGUUUCCUUAUAGGCCAGUUAAGGUAAUGCUGCUUUGUUUUUACAAUUACAUAACCAGUUUUACCAACAGUCUCAGUUUCUUCACCUUGUGGCCAUUUGCAGUCUGUCAUGGUAUCUGACCUGGGGGUUAAGUGAUAUGAAUUUUUCUGGCUCGUUUCUUUAGCAUAUUCAUCCGUCACCCUGCAACAUGAAUCAGAUUGCACUAAACCCUGCAUUUGACCACACUUUUUUUCCAUAAUUGGUUUACUGUUUUGUAUAUAACAUGCAGGUAGUUGAAAGGGCCAAUCAAAUUGAAGAUGAAUCCUUUGGCCACCAAAUUCUUAUUGCUAUGCAUAAAACAUACUUCUUAAAUGUUAAUUAUGAUCCUCUCGAACUGUGAUUGUGUCUUUAUGUACUCAGACCCAGCCAUCUGUUUGUUUUCUGGUUGUUGGUCUAUGGGCAUUGGUGUGCAGCUUCACCUAAUAUAACAUCCCACUGGUGUGGACUCAGUGGCCAGCAGGCUACCUAGCUGCACCACUCAGUAUGUUUAUUGUCUUAGUGCAACUGAAACUGGACUUUUAAGAAACAUAGAAAACCCAUCAGUCCAGCUGAAACUAAAUCAAGCUUCUUAGAAUUGGUCCAACAUAUCAAGAUUUUCCCUUCAGUGUACAUCGCUGACACCAGCUUUAGCAUUCUACACAUACUCCAGUGAUUGCACACUAGGCUAUGGGCUAGUGUGCAAUCACUGGAGGCACAAGUGUUUUGCUAACAAAACUCGACAGACAAAGAAAGGACAUCAACAAAAACAAUACUUUCCUACCGUACAAAUGAACAGUAUGGAGCUGUAAAAGUGACAUCAUGUAGUCUCUUACUUAUGUGUAAUGUUAAUUGUUUUGAAAUGUAAUAUAUUAACUGGGUGAUAACCCAAAAGUAACAAUCUGAAAUAACACGUCGCCAUCUAUAGACAUGCUUCUGUCAGGAGUUUGAUUUAGGCCCAGUGUUUGUAAACAGGGACAAGGAAAGUAGUUCAGUUAAUUUGCCUAAUGAAGGUAGGCUGACUAAUCUGUACGUGUCAACGUACUGAAAUUCCACAGCAUACUGGCUAUAGCAUGGUUUUAGCCUUAAAGUCUGGCACUGUAGGAUGAUGUCAAUGUUUAUUUGUGUCUUAAAUAUAGCCAUCAUGAGACAAACUAAAAAAUUACACUUUGGUGUGAAUGAAUCAUUAUUGAAACUAAGGAUGCAGAAUAGAAAUAUCACAUUAGGAAUAUUUGAAUGUCACCUAUUAAGAUUCUCAUAAUAUAUCAUUGUUUGGUGAAUUCAACCGAUGAAAUUUGUUUAAACUGAGUUAUUAACACUAUUAGACAUGGUAUAGGACCCACUAGUGUGUAAUGGAUGAUGUCUGGUAGCAAGUGCAGACCAGGCCCCUCAACAAAGUUAAAAAAUAAUCAAAAUCAAAAUAAUUCAUAAUGUCUCAAACUAAUUUAUAAUGUCUCAUUUAGACUGAUUGAGACUAUAAAUGCCGCAUUUCUGUAGCAAACAGAAAUUCACAAAUCCCAGUUUUUUUGUUGUCAACCAUCAGUUGUAAUGUUUGAAUACAUUUCCAAAAAGGAAAAAAAAAACACUCUUCCUGAAGUCAUUUAGUUUAACUGUUUUGUUGUUUUGGAGUUCUUGAUUCUCAAAAUGUUUUUUUUUUUCUCUUUGCACAGACCCGUGUGUGCACCCAGUCAUUUGAAGUUAAAGGAGGCCUUUCCUUAGCUAGCUCUCCAUCGCUGUUUGCAGGUAAGAUUCUUUUUGGACCAAAGAACACAAAAAAGAUUUUUGCACCAAUUUUGUGACACAAAAAGCUUUUGUUUUCAUGCUUAUUUCAAGGAUGCUUUUGUGGAGUAGCCCCCACCUUUGAAUAAACUCUAAAUUCUUCAAGCAAUCAAAUAUUUACUAGGAGAGAAAAAAAGAGCUUUUUAUUGUUUUGGCUGUAAAAAAGUACUCAACAACAAAAGCAGUUUCUAGAAGAUAAACAGGAAAGUUGCAAGAUUUAAUUAAUAUUUCCAGUGUUGGGGUAAUUUAGUUUGCAUUUCUAAUGGCACUCUGUCUUUUUGCAUGCAUUCCUGCUGUGUGCACAGUUGUAGAAGCCUGAGGCGCUUCAAAUCAGGAUAACAUUGUAGGUUUUUUUCUUUUUUUUUUUCCUGCACACUUUCUUUACAAACCUGGGGGUAAUUUGGAAAUACUGGUUUAAUAUUGCCUUAUAUUCCCUUAUUUAAUCUUGCAAAUUGCUCAUCUCACAGGGCAAUGUCAAUUGUACAAGAGCUAGUCUAUUUGAUUAAAGGUAAUUUGGGAUGUUGUUAAAAUUAGGAUACUGUUUGUGUGGGCAAUGCGAUUGUAAUAACUGCCAGGAAGAGUCACAUUUCCUGCCAACACCAUGAUUUAAAACCAAAGAUGAUUGCUCAUGGUUGUUUUUUUUUUCUUUUUUCAAAAGAGAGAGGGAAAGAGAAAGAAAGAGAGCGAGAGAGAAGACAACUCUGCCCAAAUUGCCUUGAAAAAACAAUGAUGUUGGAAAAAAAAAAACAAUUCAGAUGAGUGAUUGACACAGCGCCCAAUUCAUCACAAUGAGAAAUGGUGGAGGGUAUCUGACAACCGAAAAACACUGUUGGAAGGUAAACACGCACACACAACACUCACACACAGACACUGAAUUACUGAGGUGCAUAAAUACACACACUCUUACACACACCCAAACAUGAAAGUAGUUCAAUAGCUAUUACAGAGUAGCUUUGCAGAAAUUUGGUAUCAAAUGAUUGGUGAGAUCUGCUGCAAGCAAAAAAUGGAGUUGCAGCUGUUGUGUUUGUGUGGAUGUGCCCGUGUGUGUGAUUUGUAUGCGUGCAGCAGCAAUCUUGUGUGUCUCUUUGAAUGUGCGAGUGCCACCCCCCUGGUCCCUCCUCCCCCUCUGUCGCUCACGUCCAUAGCCAUUAGUGAGGCGGCCGUUGAGGCUGCCUUGUUUUGACAGAUGCUCACUCUGUCCAAAUGCAUCUCAGAGGACGUUAUGGCGCUUGUCACACUCCCCCUCCUUCUCGCUCUCUUUCCAUUUCCUCCCCUCUCUUCUUUACUCUCACUUUUCUCAGUCUCUCUUGGACCAAACAUGGCUUCAAGUAUAAUAUAUCUUGAGAAGUUGUUGUACUGCUUUUGAUGAAAUCAUCCCAAAUUUUCUGCAUGCACGCAUAAGCCCACUUCAGUCUUGUCCCAAUGUUUCAUGACACACUAUUCCACUUAUAUGCCAAAAUUACCAGUUCAACUCCAUUGUGUUGCUCCAGGGCCUUAAUACGAUUGAAGCGGGGUGAACUUUGCUUCAGGUCAGCCUUUCUAUGUUUUCUCAUACUGUAUGCCUCCAGGCAGGGUUUUGAAGUCAAAAGGGGAGAAGGAAAGGGGGUCUAAAAUGCCAACAAGAGAAAGUCUCAGGAAGCCUACUGCCCCAGUGUUGCCACAACGCUAACCUACCUGGACGCAAUGAGGCCACUAAUGCUAAUGUAGACUUCCUCUUGGCUUACAGGUCAAAACAGCACACACUGUGACUAGUUGGCAAAAUACAGACCUGGAUACUCCUCCAAGCCUGAUGAAAUUCUCUAAUUAAUUCAGCGGGAUGAUGGACACAUCUGAUGAAAAGUUUCUUCCAAAAACUGAAAAAUCCUUGUGACGAAAAAAAUUAAAUAAUAAAAUUCAUUAGCACUCCAAAUUAGAUAACUUCUGAAUGAGAUUAACUGUUGUUCGGGGCACAUUUUUACAGUAUCUUUUGAACGGUAUCAGGCUUGUUGGUCAUUGAAUCAUACAAAUACAAAAAAUUUCCAAGUCAAACUUCCCCUAGAUUACAGAUUCAUGCACAUGACCCUCUCUAUCAUUCAGCACUCCAUGCACUUAAUCAUGCAUGCAAGUCUAAAAACACACCAGUUGCCCUGCACACAUGCAACAAUUUAUGUGUUUGCCCUGGAGGCAGUUGAAUAUGUUUUAAGGGAAGUUUGUUAGAAGUCUGAUUUAACCUGCACCCUCUUCGGUGCUCGUAUCUUUUUUGCAUGCUCCAAGCGAGGUAAAGGUGACCUUGCCCUGAGGACUCAGAGCCACAGAGCUGCCCCUCUGCUUCUUUUCUUUGCCUCACUGUGGCAACUUAAGAGAGGGAGAGUAGAUGUGUGUGACUUUCUCUUUGAGUGCCUCGCUGAGAGUGUGUAUCUGUCUCCAAGUGUGAGUAAGAGUUGGCCAGGCUUCAGGAGGGCUGAAUCACACCGUCUGGGCUCUCCGUUGGAUGGACAGGGCUUGGCUUAGGGCUGAGAGGGUCCUUUACGCCUCAACACACACUCUCCCAGGUCUGCACACUCUCCUCGAUCCUCCUCUAAAAUGCUGGGGUGAUGAAAGGAGACAUGCCAAUACAUCCAAGAGUCCAACCACGGCUGGAAAGAAGAAAAAGAGGAGGGUACGAGGGGGGAAUAAGUAGGAGAGGAGACAGAGAGGUUGAAAAAUGUCUAAGAAUGCGUGACUGUGUGUGCAUGAACAUGCCUGUGUGUGCAAAGAGACAGGAAGUGCAAACAUUGUACGGGAGACAGUGUGUGCCGGGGAACAAUGAAUCACAGGGAAGACAAAGAGAGACAGAAGCUGAAGUGACUCUAUGCCCACGGUUAACGGUAUAUUUCCUCCAGCUCGCCAAGGAAGUGCGUGUUAGCAUGAGCACUGAGCGAAGGGGGCGGGGUGGGGGGAGUAGGGGGAGGAUGGGGGCAGGAAUGAAAAGGUUCAGGUCAACUUCAUCUCUGCACUCAUAUUCUCCACUCUAUCUAACCUCAAUCUGGGCAAUACAGACUCAGCGCUGGCCUGGAAAGUUUUCCCAUUGAGAUUCCAAAAAAGCAAUCUGGUGAACUUCAUUUCCGUUCCUCACAGCUGACCACGAAUAGCGCCUACGGGCAGUUGGGUUCAAUGUGUUGCAUCAAUACAUUGUUCAGAGGAGCCUUUGGAAAGGCUUUUUGAUGAGGACUGGCUUUCAAAGCAGCCUAUUCCCUGACUAAAGCAUCUGCCCUCACGAGGGCAAUACUGGAUCAUAUCUGUAUUGUUUUGGGGAAUCACAGCUGUACAUUAGCAAGAUGAGAUUAUCAGUGGUGAUCUGGAAUUCAUAUAAGGACUGAAAAACAAGGUAAGAAAUGGUCAAUCCAAGGUCACAAAAACUAGCCUACUCGCACCUUUAAAUUUUACAGGUAAAAUGGUAAAAAUCUAUCAGUUUAACUCAUUCAGUGCCAGGUUCAUUUAUGCAGUUUUCACCCAGUGCCACCAUUAACCGCAAUAGAAAUUUCUGUAUCUUUCAGGACCCACAGAAUAUCUUAAGCUUGGAUGAGAAUUAAGUGCGAUAUCUCAAAAGAAAGGGGUGAUUCUCUUCUUUUACCAGAAAAAAAGUAGGUCUCUAACCCACUCCAGUUGUAUUGGCUUUUGAGAACCUGACGCCGUGAUGUAAACCACAUGGACUGCUCGCGUCCUGCUUGCCAGGACUGUUGCUGAAUUCCGGCUCAGUCUCGCUCACCAGUACUGGCACCGCCGUACAACAACACCCUGAAAAAUUGUUUCUUUGAUUGUUGGCUGACGAUGUGAAGUUCCGGUACCGGGACCGCUACUGGAUCCAGAGACAGAGUUUGCUCUUAGCUAAUGACUUUGGCAUUUUCCUACUCUUCUCAUAGAGAAAAAACACUCCACAACUAGGCUAAUUGGCAGACUUGAUGGCACACCUUUCACUGGCGAGAACUUGUUUUUUGUUAUUGUAACAUAGUUAAUGAUGUAUUUGCCAGCUUUUCUGCGUUCAGGAUGACCCCAAACUUCGUGAAAUGUUGGGGAGAAAAACAAAAAAAAUGAAAAAUCCGUCAAAAUUUGUCGUUGGCACUGAGGUUUAUCUAAUACACGGCAACAUUAGUGUUAAUGUUUUCUUUCAAGGUUCCUCCUCUACUCUGCUGAUGAGGUGGAAAUGCCAGCAGGAGCUAACAGUUGUCAAACAUGAUGCCAUCUCUUCUUUUAAACAUCAAAUAACAAAGCUUCAGUGUAAAAGGAGUAGUUGCACAAGAAUCAGCAGGGCUAGAACUCACAACUGUCAAAAAGUGGGAAAAAAAGUGUUUUAACUUCAUUUUAAUUUCUGUUGUGCUGUCCAUGUUUUUAUCCACACCAUGGUAAUAGCACCUGUCCUUAUUUUACUUUUGUGAACUUUUGUGCACUGAGACUCAAUUGGUGUAUGAGAAAAUCACAAAACCAAAACCAAUUCAUCCUCUGACGCCCUGCAGCAUUUCUGGUAGUAUUUCCACAAUUACCUGCGCUCUACCUGCUAUAAUUAACUAACUGCAUGUCAGGAAGAGAGUUGUGAUCUGGAAGCUUUUCUUUGCUGCUUUUCCCAAGUGCUUGCUCAGGGUGGAAUUGGUUGGGAAUAUGUUAAUAGUACUGCGAAGAGAAGAGUUGAAUAGAUUUUCUUUAUGCAUUAAGAAUCACAACAUUGAUCGAUUUAUGUAUAGUUGUUCAAUCAAUACAGUGUAAAAAUAACAGAAUUUCAAUAUGUUGUUGCAGUCGUUAAAACUGCAAAGUGUCACUUUCCCUUUUUUCCUACUGCAAAAACAAAGACAUUAAAAAGUGUGUAUCACUGGACUUUGGAAGUGUGGACAGACAGAUUUAGUUACCUGUAAAUUGUGCAGGAUAAAUGUUUCCCUUAUUUUCAAACUAUCUCUCCAAACUAAGCUGAACUCGGCUGCGCAGAGCUAAGAUACACUGACUCGGCCUGGCAGAGGCUGCAUGUUUACAGUACAGACAUCAGAGGCGUUUCAGUUUACUGACUUGAGGCAAGGAAGAAAAUAAACAUAUUUCUUUAAGUGCCAAACUAUAGCAUGUGCCAGACAGAAAAACAGAGAGAGGAAGUAAAGUAUAACAGCUGCCACCCAAACAAAAGUUUAAAAGGUAUAAACUGAAAAUAAGGACAGAAAAAAAUACAGAAAGUACUGUACAGAUGUUCAAUCGAACUGUUACACAAAAACAGCAAAAAUAAAAGCUACACCAGCAUGCAGGCCCCCUCACAGCCAUAUAUACUUUUGUCUACCUCCUGGCCUUUCCCAGCAUGCUUUGCUGUGAUGGGUGACUUGAUCCUCAUUCCAAUCCCAGCACACGCCUCUCUGAGGAGCAGCGAUGUCACUGGAACAUGGAGGAAUAGAAAUCAAAUCUGUUUGAACUGAGAGCGAGCGAGGGAGUGUGCGCCAGAGGACAAGGCAGUGAUAACGGAUAAAAGAGGAGGGGGAGUAAAAGAAUGAUAUUUGAAUUAUGUAACUCAGCUCAGGGAUGAUUUGGACGAUUCCACCGUUGACACCAACAUCAUUUCUCAUUACCUGAGAGCUGUGUGUGCCCGACGCUUUGCCUCGUCCCGCGAGUCAUCUCGCACUCAGCUAUCAGAGUGAGAGAGGGAGAGAGAGAGAGAGAGAGGGAGAAAUAGAAAGUAGGAACAGAAUGAGGUGAGAUGUUUGGGAGAUGAGGGACAAAAAGGCUGAAGGCACACAUUUGUACAAACUGGAAAUAUAUGAAGCGAGAUGUUCGCACAUUUAAAUUACUGUGAAAGAUUGACUCUGUUCACAGGUAUUUUACAUACUGCAGCCUGCCUCAUGUACACAUCAACCAGCCGCAGAUAAAAGACUGACUCUUCUUCAAACUUGUGUACCCUGUCAAGUCUAUCACCACGCCAUCGCCUGGUUGUGUUGAAUGCAUGAUGGUCUCACCUGAUCCAUGCUAAUCAUUGUCAACAAAAAGUAGAAAAAAAAAACAAAACAGAAAAAAAAAAACAAUUGCUGACAAGAUGCUGUGAAAGUCUUGAAAUCAUUAACUACUGCUUUCUUAACAUACACAAACGCCAGUGGAGACUUAGACAAACUGCUGAUGAUUUUUUUUGUCUUUGGAGUCACUUUCAGGAGAAGCAACGAGUAAAAGGCUGUAAAGAAAUCUGUACUGAAACAUUAGCACAGCCAGAAAAGAGACUUUGGGUAUGCAUCAGAAAAGUUUAUUUUUUUUUUAAAUACUGUUGACACAAAAAUGGACACUUAGUGAAUCGUUCAACAUGUUUAAAGUUUUAUAAUUGUUUCCUGUAGCCAUACUUCAUUUAAUAAAUCUAAAUCCCACUGAGACAGCUAUUAGAUGUCAAAUUUUUUGUAGAUUUCAUAUUUUUAGACGAAAUUCAGACAUUGCACUUGAACCCAUUAUUCGAUAACUACUUAUUUCAAAAAGUGCAACUGUGAGUUGCAUAACUGAUCUCCAAGUACAUAACCAAAAUAAUAAUGAUAGCCGUUGAGCAAUAUACAGUUGGACCUCUGUUAGCUGGCUUGUCUAAACUUGGUCUAAAUUUAGACGUCUAAAAAAAUUAAAGUUUUAGACCUGUGGUAGCCUGAUUUUAGACCAGUCGUCCAGACUACAUUUAGACGUCAGUCGGAAAAGCCUAUCCAUUGCAUACAGUCAUAUUAUACAGUCAUUUUCUACAUGUUGAAUAGGGAGACAGACUUCUGUCCAGGAUGCAACGACAAAGUUGUACCAUACUAAAUAUAUUCAGUUAUUCUGUUAUUGUUAGCAUGAUGCUAGUUAAUGGGAACAGUCCAAAAAGUAGAACUUAAUUAAUACUUAAUUAAUCCCAGAGGGGAAAUUUAAUAUUUUAUUCAACAUUUAUGCACAAUGCACAGUGCUAACUUAACAGGAUCUGUCAGAAGCCAUUGUUUAUGAAUGAAAAUUGUUUUCUACACAUUCAAAACAUCCCACAAAGACAGUCAAGGUUAAUAACUUGCAGUGGUCUUGUAAAUCCUCUAAAUAUCUGAUUCAUCUCAGAAUCAGCUUUAUUGGCCAAGCAUGCAACACAAAGGAUCUGAUUUACAUGAGGUAUACUUGUUUUAAAUACAGUAUUAACAUGAAUAUUAAGUCAUGGUGUGCAGAGGUACAUGUCCAAUUAGAAGAUGUUGUUUGCAGUCAGAAUAUGUUGGGGAGUUGUUAGAUCUUGGCUUUCUACUUGGGUAAUGGACCUGAGCUUUGGUUCCUCGAGGACUCAUCUUAGUCUUGAUCACUGCAGACUUGAGAUUUGACCUGUACUUGAAAACUGUGGACUCAAGGCUCAACAGAGUUUUGUGAUUCAACUACAAUCCUGUCUUUUCGUUCUGUGCUGUUGUCUGCCAGGACACGGCUUCAUGCUCUGACCAUACAUAGACAGGUAUUUUAAAAAGCAGAGGUUUUCCUCCUACAUUUUAAAAGACUGACCUGCCCACCCCACAGCACAGAAAUAGCUGAGAAUGUUCACAUAGGCAUGCCGGACCAGAAGGAGAUGAUAAUGUGUAAUCAGUAUGUCACAGCAAACACCCCAGAGAACAUUGUGCACAUGCAUACUGAGCAUCUCUGUACUGUGAGUGGAGUGUAGAACUGAAAAGGCAUGAGUGUGAUAUAUUUAUUUGCCCUUGCACCAUAACACAAUGAUGUAAACAUGCAGUUAAAGUACCAAGCAGAUGUGUGUUGGUAGCCCACCAACUCGGCGCAUAUGCAAUACAUGCAAACAACAACUGUCACACACAGGUCAUGGUAAUGUAGUCAGCAACUUUCAAAACUAGUACUUCUACAGUCCACACACACACACACACACACACACACACACACACACACACACACACACACACACACACACACACAGAGAGAGAGAGACAGAGAGAAAGAGAGAGAGAGAGAGAGAGACAGAAAGAAAGGAGUUUUUCAAAAAUCUUUGCCUUGAAAACUUUUUUUUCAGAGACCUUAAACUCAGUUUGCAUGUGCAGAAAAGGCCAGAGCACGUAGAAAGCUACACCUUUUCCAAGCUCCACUGUUGUAUUUAGAGCAUCUAUUAGGGUUUUUUUUUCACAUUGAUGAUAUGAACUGAUUUCUAUGCCCUCAUUUAUAAUGUCUAAAAUUUGUGUGAGAGGGUAAGUGUCAGAUGAGCAGCUGAAGAAACAGCCCUGUCUUUACAAUUUGCAAUAUUUACAAUAAAUGAUACGUUCAAUGGUCAAAAGCCAGCAUGGGAUUUUUCAGAGAAAAAGGACUACUUAAGGAUGUAGAGGACAGGAUAAGCAAUGCUUCAUUCAUAGGGGGACGCCCAGAAUUUAAUGCAAACUUGUAGGUCCUCACAGGAUCUUUAAUAGCCAUUUUUUAAAAUUUUCUACAAUGUAUUUAUCCUUUUACUAUGCCAUAAUCUUUUCAUUUUGUUUGUGUUGUAGUCCAUUAUAUCUUUUUUCUUAAACUGAAGUAGACAUAAAAUAAAAAUGCGAGCUGUUGUGUCGCUCAAGCACAGUUUGCGAGUUGGCAUUUGAAGGAUAUAUUGGUAUUUCACAACCUCAAUACUCUGCUUUUAAAGAGGCUCAGUAAACAGACUACAAACUGUGACUACAAUAUUGAUGUUUUUGACGUGCUGCUGAUAGUUUUGUGUCAGGCUGAGUAUCUUCAGUUAUGGAUUAGGGAGUAUGCAUUCUGAAGUACGCUAAACACACACACAUGUAUGAGCUGUGCCAGUCUGCUCCUCUGAGCUGUGUCGGUGUGGGGGUGGUUGGUGCAUGGCACAUCGCUUAAAAUAGACAUUCACUCCCUUGCAAGAGGAGGUUGACAAAGAAGUGAGAGGGAAUGAAAGCGCAUGAGGGAGUGAGAGAGUGUGACAGAGAAAGACAAAGAGAGGAGAAGAAAGGAAGACAAGCGGAGAGAAAGACAGAAUCCUCUGCACCGAACUAUCUCAAAGGAAACAAACACACACACUCACACACAUCUGUGAGAGUUUGAAAUGGAGUAGAUGAGGGAAAAUGAAUAUUUCAGGUGAUGGGAUGAGGCAUGUUUCCAGGAAAGUGAACAGGGACAGGUGCAGAGAGGAGAGAUGAAGUGCAGAUGACAGGCACAAAGCUGCAAACAGAGACACUGUACUUGUUAAUUUGAUAAGGAAGAGAAAAAAUCAGCCCUGGCAGGCUGUUUUAGACCACCAAACACCUCUAAAAAGUCUGACAAAAGCACAACUCAUUUUCCAAAUACCACUCUUAUGUUAAAAAAAAAAGCUCCAAACACACGUUAAGUUACUGAUAAUGUGACCAAAAAAGACAGCCUGCAUAUAUACGCUAAGACUGCAGAAAACUGAUCAAUUAUACAUAUCCACAUCAAAGGCCCAAUGUCUCUUUGUCACAUGAGACUAAUUUUGAGAUGACUUUGAAUCAGAACAGUAAAAAAAAAGUGAAUAACACUUUGCUCUGGAUGGAUGUUAGUACAUUUCAUCAUUGUUAAUCUCUACUCGCCAACGCCUAAAGUUGAGCAGUCAGCAGAAUAAAGCUGGCUUGUGUGUCAUCUUUCUCUCUCUCUCUUCCUCCACCCUCCCUCAGCUACACACAUCUUCCGAGUGCUUAAGAUAAGUGACAAGACAUCAGAGCCAAAGACGCGCUUAAAUGCCAAGAGAAAACUCAGCGUUUGUGCGUGGGUGGAUGCGUCCUUCUGCGUGAGUGCGUGCAAGCUCUCAUGCAUAUGUGUUUUAAAAAAUGCAUGUAAGUGUGUCAGGAUAAGAAAUUUGAGUUGAGUUUUAUCAUUUUUUAUCACACUUUACCUUUGUGCGAGUGUACACACAUCCUCCUGUGCUGUAAAUGUUUGACUGUGACGUCUACAUGCGAGUGCCCCUCUCUUCUCGGUAAGGUUAUCCAUCACUCCGAGCAUCAGAUGACAUCACCACCGACCCCCAUCCUGCAACUCUUACCCUUCCACCCACCCUACGUUCUCCUCUCUGAUGGGUUGGCUUGGUGCCACCACCCACCUUCCUCCCCCUCCUUCUCCUCCUCCUCCUCCUGUCCCGCAUUUAACUCAACUGUGUUGUAAAAGUGCUGAAUCGUCAAUGCUGGCCACAGUAUAUACACGGCUGACGUGGGUCAGGUGCAGGAUGUGUUGUUGUGUGCAUAUGUACGUUGAUGUAUAUAUGUGUAUAUUAGGCUGAGGAUUUUUAAUCAAUACAGUGCCACCUCGCAGCCUCUGCACUCUUGUAAGGCCGCAGCUGCGUUAAUGAACUGCGAUCCACAGGGGGUACAUUAUGACAGCCACUAACUUUAUUAUUAAGCCCCAGCAGCAGCCCUGGGAGAGAAUUGUGGCUUAAAGUGAACCCUUAAUGGACAUGUAGUUUUUUUCCACUCUCCCAGUAAUGUGGACUUAUGUUCUGGACAGUGGGUCUUAAUUGCCAAUCAAUGUAAGGGGAGGUGUUGUGAACGCUGGGAAGUUUUUUUUUUUCUUUCCUGGACUGAGUUCAGCAAGCGAUCACUGGACCUUAAUGGAAGGAUCCACUAAACCUCCAAGACUAAAAACGUUAUUGCUUUUUUCUCCUAUUUGAGCCAUAAAACACUCUUAGAGAGAAUGUGAGCUGAGGGCAGUGAUAUGUCACUACGUAAAGGCUUUAAAGCAUCCCCGAAGCCUGAAAUCAAGUCCACUGUGUCACAAUUACACUGACAUGAUAGGAAACAUAUUUCAGAGACAAUGUUGCUUUAAAUCUUGGUAACAUGAGCUGACAUUACAAGUGUUGUCAAGUGAUGUUUUGUCGAAGCAGCACAGCAGAAUGACUUAAACCUAUAGCUGGCUGUUGUACUUGCUGUAUAUAUUCUAUAGGAGUCAAUACUGUGCAUUCAGAAAGUGCUGAGCUUUGCUUUUUCCUGUCCUCAAUUUCUCCUACAAAUAUUACCAAAUACAAAACACUUUAAUUUGAAUUAUAUAAUCUGUGACUAAUGCCUCUUUUUCUCCUGGAAUAUUAACAGUGCAUUUGCAUUUCUCUCUCCUAUAAUGGUGUUUGGGAUUUUGUGAAGUCAAAUAGCUGCUGAAGUUUUUAAGCUUUAGUGGAGACCAUUUCAUUAAAAAGCAGAUAUGAUGACUGCCAUUUAUAUGUAUAUUAUUUUGCACAUCUGAUACUGAAGGCACCAUCUCCUCUGUAAUACCCCAAACAGCUAAAGUCAUCAAAGUAGUGUGGGCCACUCUUUAUAGCAGAAGAGUUUUCUUUUUGAGGUCCUAUAUAAUGAAUGAAAUAGAUUUUACUUGCUUAGACUUAAACUGUAAACUUAGGUCAUCACUUGUCAUGCAGGUUAAGCUACUGACCUUGCAGCUCUCAGAAUAUAGAAGUGAAAGGGCCUCUGCAUUGUUUCUGCAGCCCAACUACAAACUGGGAAAACUUCUAGUGAUUUGAAUUUGUUCAUGUGUUGAUGUAAUGAUGGGAGUGAUUGCCAGAGGCAUGUAUGCAUAAGAACUCCCACACUUACAGAUUCCACUUUCACCCAUGCUAGUGUGGUUUUGCAGAGUCAAGAUGUCAGAGGUUAGAACUGGACAUGCCAGCUAUUUUGAUGAUACAAAAUCCAACACAGAUGUCAAUAACCUUUCACCCACAGACUAAAGGAAAAAGCAGUUGCAUUUUGUACUUUCCAACAACUUUGCCUGCUACAGUUAGUGCUAAUUUUUUGGUUAUUGUUAACCAUUUUAUCUCAGACUGCUUCAACAGCAACAUAAAGACCACAUAAAGAUCAACAAAGGGAAAGACAAUAGGAACAGCAUUCAAAAUAUAACAUUCCACUCAGAGGCAUUUUACACAGUUGCCUUCUGUCGUCCAGAGUAAGAUUCUGGAUUAUAUAUGUGCUGUGUUGAUUCAGGCUCUUCUGGAGCGCUCUCAAUGUUUUGUUUUGGUGUUUUUCCACCUCUGCAUUCAUCUGCAGCUACCUGUAAUAGAGCAGCGCCUCAUUAUCAUAGCAUGAGGUUAGAAAGUAAGACACUGCUGAUCUCCACAGACACUAAAUAUAUAAUUUUUAUUUGCAACUCACUUUAAAGUCUUGCUUUGAAGGAAACCAGAGACAUGUUGUAAACAUCUUUAAAAAAUUAUAUUGUAGGGGACCUUCAAUAUAAGGAAUAUGGUUCUCUAUAUUUUUUUCUGAAGAAUGAAUGUAGAAACUUCAAACUUAUACAUCGCUCCCUUAUAUGAAUCGUAACACACUAAUGAAAUGUUACUGCUCCCUCCUUCUCAUUUGGUAUUCAAGAGCUUUGUUCAUGUUGUUCAGGUUCAAAAUUUUAAUUUGAUGAGUGUGACAAGGUGCUAACACUUCGCCUGAACGGUCCGUCCAAACAAGGUUUAAAAUAUCAAGCUGCAUACAUGAUUGCUUACUCAUUCCCAUGUGUCCCCAAUCAUAAUAGGGUGGUUGCAUUCUAUAUUAUGUUUAUAAUUACAACCGUCAUGGCACAUUAACUCAGUCAGCCUUGAUGAAAUUAAUAUCAGAAAAUGAGCAAGGCUCCUUUAAUAUGAAAUGUGUAGUUUGUAUGUGGUUGGAUGUACAGUUUAUUUCCGACUUCAUGGCAAGUGAACAGUUUUAGCGAAGGCCGAAUGUCUUGUCAAUACUUGUCAGUGGAUCUAAAAUUAUGGGUUAAUUUAAUCAGAAUGUCUCUCAUACAGUGUGUAAUUAUAGACCACCAUUUUCUUGACCUGCAUGACAGAUUGAUCUUUUGCUCACUAACAGGCCAGAUUCAUCACAUAUAGAGAAGAGUAUAGAGAGCAGCGCUGAGCCUGAAGUGGACUCGCCGCUGAUAGAGGUGUUUAUCUUUCUAGCCCAUUACAGAAGAACCUGUUUGGAGAAAUCUACUAGAAGCAAAACAAUUUGUGAAGAACCUCAUUUCAUAACUUAAUGGGCCAUAUUAUUACAUUGAUUCUUGAUUUGCUCACACACAAAACUGCUCCCUCAUGGUUCAGUUGACAUGAUUGCACACUACAAAGAGAAAAAUGUGGGAUGUGUAAAUGGUUCUCUCUUGUCUUGUCUAUCAAAAUGUGUAGCUGUCUAUUCUCGUCACAAUUUGUAUUUCAAUGUGUUUGAACAUCGAGUGACAUUCACUGGGAAUGAGGAAGAGCAUUUGUAAUGUUUUCAUGUGCACCCAUCUGAUGAUCAUGCCAUGACUCCAAGUCUGUGCAUUAGCCAUAGGGGAGUGUACAUAUGUGUAUGCAUGUGCAGGUUGACCUCAGUCAGUGUUGUCCAGCUGCCCCUGCAGCAUGUUGCAUGAUGGGUGUGUGGAGCUGGUCUGGUCAGGAGAACAGCAGCUGUUUGGCGGUCUGGUCUGCUUCUUCAGAGGAAGACAUAUGUGGGUCUGACUAGCCAAGCUGUUCAGAGGUCACCCCAGAAUGAACCCUUUAUGAGGUCACAUGCAAACAGAAAUUGCAGUUGCCAGGCUGCAGCAUGUACAUCAUUUUGCAGAAUUAAUGAUUUUUUGUGUUUUGCUCGAGUCAGGCUGCCCUCAGGUGCAUUGAGAAAAACAAACGGGUAGUGUUUUCUUUUUUUUUUUAACUCUUUAUUUAUUAAUUAUUUUUUUAACUCUUUAGUAUCAUAUUUAUUACAUACUUUUAUAUACUUCUAUCAAAUCAAUAUGAUCAACAAAUUACUAAAAAAAACCACCCUUAAUACAGUCUGUUAAAUGAUGAAAAUGUCCUCUUGUAGUUUAUUAGUUUCCAAAAACAUCUAAUUUAUCAAACAAGACAAAUCAAUAUAUUUGUUAAAUUUUAAGGACAUGUUGUUUGUUUGGUUUUCAGUAGAAAGUGACUUAAACAUUUCAGCUCCAAAAAAAUUAAAUUUUUCUGGCCAUAAUUUGUGGUGUCAGGCAUUAAAGGGCUACGGUUUACAUUGUCCAAAUGGCACACACUGCAAUUUAAAUCAUAAUAAAUCUAAAAGUUCGAUGACAUUUCUAUUAGCUAUAAAAUUCCUUCAGUAUUUCCCUUUAACAUCAAAAAUGUAGUAGAUUAGAAUCGUAAAAUCAAAGAGAAGCAAAGUCAUUUUUCAGUUCUUUGCGAGCCUUUACAGCGAUAAAAAAUGUGAACAUAAGGUGAGUUUAUUAAAAAUGCAUCAUAGUGUUUUGAUGCUGAGAAUACCCAAAUGCAACAGUAAGCAAAGUCUACUUAUAAGUGGGCAGUAAGUGUCAGCCUCAGAAUGACCUCAUUAUGCAAGUUAAUACAAAGAAAAACAAAACACUGAGAGUGGCUUCGUUGUGGUGGUGUCAUUGUAAUGUUUAUAGAAAAGAAACUUUAAAAAGGCCAGGCUUGUGAAUGAUUUAUUGGCUGAGUAGUAUGUGACAGUCUUGCUUAUCCUGAAAAGUCAGAGCCUCUUUUGUGGCGCAGUAUUAAAAUCCACUUCAUAAAAGCAGCCGCGUUAAAGGACUCAGAGAAGGAGGCAGGAAGCUCAGGACUCUCCACAUUUCAGCAAUAAAAUCAUCUCCUGCCUCAAGUCAUUUCAUAAAAUGGCAGCGAUAAAGAGAUAGACUGCUCUUUAUUGUUUUUAGAUUGCGGGCACUUUGCGAACUCUCCUCGCCUGUGUCUAGAAUAAUGUAAAUAUUUCACAGCUAUGUGCAGGCUAAUACAUAAAACAGAUAUAUAAGUCCAAUAAAGCUGCAUAACUGUUUGUGGCUGGCUUCCCCUGAGGGGCCAAACAAUUUAGCAGGAGGGAAAAUUCCCCAGUCAGCUUACAGAGGGGACACUGAGGAAUAUUCCCUGAUGAAUGCCACACACCUGCUAGGCCUCGCAGACCAACAGAGACAGCAUAAACAUAGCUGUUUUCUUGAAAAGAAGCAGAAAGUAUCCCAAAAGUGCUAAGCAGGAGAAUAAAUCCUCAUGAUAUUGUCUGAAAAUGUGGUUUCAAAGCUUUUUAUCUGAGCAGCUCGAUCAGGCCAAAUCAUUUGUUUAAUAACUGGUGGAAUAGGAAUGAGAAUCUCCCGUUUUGAGGUAGUGCUUUCUGAGAACUGAGGAGUACGCAUAGCUUGGAUAUAUGCAGACUCAUGCUUGUAAACAAAAAGAAGAGGAAAUGAGUUUAUUGAACUUUUUAUCGGUAACUGCUCUGUGGCGUUUAUCGCUCACACGGGCCCAUAACCAAUAAGGCACAGAACAGACUAGGAAAUUGUUGCGCACUGUGGGCAGCAUUGCAACUACGCAAUCACCUAGGACAGCAGCAGCAGCAGCAGCACCAACGAAAAAAAAAAAAGCCUGUCCGAAUAAAUAGCAGCAAUCAGAGCGGAUGCCAUCUCUUGGCAUUGCUUUAAAUGCCAGCAGCAGACAAGAUACUCAUUAGGAAGAUGAUGAUGGAGGGGAGUAUUCAGAUGGACUCGUGGAGGAAACACAACAGCAGACAAAACAAUGGGCCCAAAUUGUGAGGAACGAUUAGCAUCAUUUUCAAUGUCAUUCACUUUGUUUUGUUUUGGGAACACAACAAGGACGAUGAAUUAUGAAUUUUCUGAAGCGUUUUUCGGGAUUGUUAGGCAUACAUCAAAGCACUGUUGAAAGAUGGGAAAAUAUGACAGCAUACUAAAUUUGCAUUGCUGACUUUUGUUUUUAUAAUUGGCUGUGAAUUACAUUUUGACAGGAACUAUCAUUAUGAAUUUCUGAAAACUUGGCAAAUUAUUGAAAACUUAAGACAAAGGACGUGCAAAAUAUGGGUGACAGAGUUUCUGGAGAAAUAUUGCUGACAGGAAAGAGAAUGUUAUGUUUAAAAAUGUUACUAAAUUGUGCCAUGGUAUGCUGCACAGCUCGAGAAAACAUGGAUGUGAUGUACAGUCAGUGCUGUUUGGACUCCACAGCUUUUCCCUACAUUCCAUCAAAAUGAAACAGGGAUGAAAAAAGCAAAAUUGCACCAAAUAGACCCACUGGUGGCCUCAUCUUUAAAUCUAAGUCUUUGCUUGCUGUCUUAAACGAUUACAGAGAAAUGAAAACACGCAUGGGGAUUUACAGGCGUACGGCCUGACCUCUCAUCCAUUUUACCUACCACUGGGACCCAUUGUGACCCUAAAAUUGCCAAUAUUGAAGCUCAGUGGGGUGAGUAGGAAUUGAGGUGGAGGGGGGCUAAAAGACGAGACAGCUACAGCUGUGCUCGGCUCUUGCCUCACAGAGACAGAAGAAGAGGGGGGAAAAAUCAUAAUCUCACGCUGUCUGAUGCAAGCUUAAAUGCUCUAUUGCUUUGCUGAUCACGUCGCGCUCCCAUCAUCUUUCCCUGGCGUCUUCAAGACAAAUCUGGGCCGCUGCCAUGCACACACACGCAAACCACUAUGUACGGCAACAACAGCAGCUGAGGCGUGAUGAAUGACGCUCUCGUCUCGACGGGUCCCUGUCGAUGCAUGUUCAAGUGGAUGGGAUUGAAUUUAACCAUAGAAAUGACAGGCCAUUCUUUUUUGGGGCAUGGGGCAGGCUACAUGAAUGGUUUGUGGUGACGAGGGGCUCGGUGAUUGAUGCCCCGUGGGGAAAAGCUGGUGAAUCUGUGGAGAAGGACGAGGGAAAACCACCCUUGUCAUAAAUGUUAGCGUCUGGAAGAUCCAAGGGUUGUGGUACUUUUCCUGAAUCCAGCCACUCCUUAUCCUCUUUACCACCUGAUCCCUGUUCCAAGGAGCUUAUACCUUUCCUCAUCCAACUAAAAUGGUCCUAUUUAUCACAGCCUGACAUUUCUAUCAUCAGUGGCCCACAAUGUUGUUGGAUGAGACACUUGAGUAAAGCUCUGGAGAGCUGCAGGGGAAGAUGCAGCUGCUUGUGCCAGUCUCCAAAAGAUAAAUGCAGCCUGCACUUUAAAACUUGUAGGUUACAUCUGCCCAAACCUGACUAUCCCAGUUUGUGCUCAUAUGGUAUGGAGGCAGCUUUUAAUUUAGGCAUUUGCUGAUGUUUAAGCGUGUAAAUUGUACUGGUUUAAGGGAAAAAUCACAUAUGGACUCUCCAAUACGCCUUGCUGACAAACCGUCAACCUGAGGCUGAGUUUGAGGUUGCUUUACUGCUAUUGUCCAGAUCAAAAACUUGGCCAAGGCUAGAGGUCUGAUUAAAAUGUUGAUAGGGACCAAUAAGUUAUAAAAGGCAAGUUACUGAAUCUAAGUGACUAUUAAAAAGUAACAGAAAUACAAAUGAGUUACAGCAUUAUGAAAAUCAUAAAUUUAGUUGGAAAAGCUACUUUUGUGUCACAUUUCUUUGCAAUAGUCUUGUUAUUAUGUAGGGUGACCAUACGUCCUCUUUUACCUGCACAUAUCCUCUUUUUGGGGGGCUGUCCGGGCUGUCCAGGUUUGUCCAGGUUUGUCUGGGGAAGCUUACAAAAUCCCUCAAAUGUCUGUAGUUUUGUACGUAAGUUUCGAUUUUGUGUCAUGUGGACUUACUGAGUGAAAGGCGUGUAAAAGACACUCAAUCUGAUUCAAAAAACUCUCAAAAUUAACCUGGUGUAACUCUGUGACUCCGCCCCUGCAUAGAUGUGUCCUCUUUUUGGGAAGUCAGGAUAUGGUCGCCCUAAACUAUGACACUUGCAUCUCAAUCAGGUAAUUUUCCAGUUAGUAUGUCGGCCAAGAAGGGCAGAGGAUCUGAGAUGACCCAGUACAUCUUUAUGUUAUCAAUCAAACAAUGUGAAUGUGAAGAGGACCAAAACAAAUGCAACAGAGGAUCAAUCUGGUGUGAAAAAUACUUAAAAGCUGAGAAAAAGGGCAAAAGGGAAACACUGGUUUACUGGCACUUUGUAAAUCAGCGUUUUUAUUGACAGAACUGUGAAGUAGAGCCAUAGUCAAGCAGCAUAUUUUGAUUUAUCAGGAGUGAUGUUAUUGUUACCGUAACCAGGAGAUUUAAAGAGAGUCUAACCUGGACAGGAUAAUGAUGGGAAAGGAGUGACGGGCAUAAUGGCGGAGUGAUGGGUUAUGUUGGGGAUGCCUAAAGUUAGCACUAACUGCUAACUGCUGAUGGCAAACAGAUAACAGAAACUAAUAGCCAAUAUACUCGUAGUCUUAGGGCCUGAUUAUACAACCAUAGCUGUAGGAAGCUGCACCCAAGAAAAUCCUGAAAGUGAAGUUUGGCUCCCAGCAUCCUCUGUCCCUUCUACUACAAACCCUGUUCAGAUCUAUGAAGCAGGGAGCUUGAUUUUCACGAUAUUUGUCUUACUCCUUUCAUAUUAUACCUUUCAACCAAGUGUCAAAAUCUAGAGGACGGACUCAAUGUAAAUCUCUUGACUGCAGUUUGAGUGAAUGACCCUUGUUGGCCACUGCAAAUUAGUUCUCUGAAAGCACCAGUCUCAACUUUUGGUAUGAGGAGCAUGUCUUUAACAAAUGCAGCAAGAGAUGGAGAGAAAAAAAUGGAAACAAUGGGCUGGUCUUUUAAACCAGCCUUAAAGGAACAGCAUCUACAUCUGGUGAACUUCAAAGGGCUGUGUUUCCCAUCACUCGUGUGGAAAUUGACUACCACAAAUUUAAAGACCGAGGAUCCAUGGAUUAUAGCAUCAGAAGUCUAUAAGCUGUAGGUGGGUGAUAUACCAUAUUGACCUGGGAAACCUAUAUGGAUCAUUCACCAAAGGGGGAAACAUCACUGAGCGCAUAAAACCCCUGGAAAGCUCUUCUUAAUGUGUAUUAAGAGGAUAUUGAGAAAGUAACAUUUAACCCUGGGAACCUACGGAAGAUAUGCUUCUGCACCCAGGAACAGCUUUACCUGUGCCAUCAUGGAAUAAUGUAGACCUGACAUCAAACACUCCUUGACUUUAUUAGAGGAGUUGAGUUGAGUUGAGUACAACAUAGUAGUACGAAGUUAACACUAAUUAUAUCAUCAUUAUUAUUUUGUUUUUGAAAGGUAGUUAUUCCGCUGACAGAAGUAGCAUGCCCUUAUUUUUUCAUGAUGCGAUUGACUGAUCUGCCAAAUUUACAAAACUCAUCCAUCAAGGUAAAUGUUUGCUAAUAAUUCUGAUAUAUAUAUAUAUUUUUUGUUAGAUUAAAAAUAACUACAGUCAACCUCAACAGCAAAGUAAUAACACAUUUGCACAUAAAUUUGUUAAUCCUUAAAAUCUCAGUUUAGCCAAUGGUGUGCCUUGCUCACAGACUCCAAAUGUUACUCAACCUGAAAAGCCCAACACUACAGAAAACCUGUCUUUACACACAAUCCUCUUCAUCGCCGCAAACAAUUACAAGUGGACCUGGCAUCCCUGCGAAGGGACUCCAGCGCUCGAAAGGAAAUAUGGAAGCUUCCAGAACAAUGGAGGGGUUAAGAGGGUGAGACCCCGGGAAGGAUUAGGAGCAUGUUUCUCACUAUCUUCACUUCUGCAGGCAUCUCUGCAUAGCCCUCCCAGGCCCUGCAGCCCGCUCCAGUUUGGCUCGGUCUUCUUAAACGCUCAAGUCCUGGAAGCAGCGAACACAUUUGGAGUUCCAGUCUCCAAAUCAGCCGGGGUAACAGACAAGGAUGCAUGA
Messenger RNA from Xyrichtys novacula (pearly razorfish), 21439 nucleotides. The record is from the annotation of a GenBank genome assembly. NCBI's taxonomy places the organism in Eukaryota, Metazoa, Chordata, Actinopteri, Labriformes, Labridae.